AUGGCAGAGAAUGCCGACAGUCCAGUACCGGAUAGUCAGGUAUCCUCGUGCAUUGGUUCGAGCACAGCGGAAAAAAAGAUGGAUACUUGUCCAGAAAAUAAGGUAAUCAAGGAAAAACAAAAGGAACCGGUUGCCAACUUAAAAUCUGGCGAGCUGCCGAAGUUGCAAGAAAGACAAGAUGAUAAUGUAGCUGCAAAUAAAACAAUGCAAAAAGAAAUCGACAAUACAUUAAUGUCCUUGGAAAAGAAAAGGCUCGAAGAAGGACUUCAGAAAAAUGUGCCCCAAAAAAAAAGGACCGUUUUUAAGAAGGACAAUAAGGACUCAAUUGAUAUACAGCAGCAGCAACUUAAAAAGGAACUUGCUUUAAAUGCGAAAGACGAUAUAGCCAAAACACAAUCUUAUACGAAGAUAGAAAAGGCAUCAAGGGAAAAGACCAAUCAGGAUGCAUCCGAUACAGUCGGCCUUAAAGCCAAAGGAAUCGUGAAAGCCCAAAAGAAAAAACUAAAUGCAUCUUAUCCGGUACAAAAGUCAACCGAGCAAGGCAUGGUCGAUAGUAAAAUUUCAAAUCCUUUUAAGACUAAGGACAGACAGGAGAAAAUGCCUAAGCAAAAGGAAGAUAAAGCAUCGGUAUCGAAGGAUCCCAAGGAACUUGGCAAACAAAGGCCUUGCGUGACUGUUAAAAAGGAUAUAGACAAAAAAGAUGAAAGCAACAAGAAUGACAAAUCAAAUAUAAAAGAGAAGUCCGACGCCAAGAAUACCAACAUUAAAAGAGAAAUGGAAAUACCAACGCACCCGAUGAACAUAGUGCCAGGCUCUGAAGUAGAUGUGAUCAAUGGUGGUCAAGAGAAAAAACUGGGUGAGCUACAGAGGACGACUCAGCGAAAAAGUGUCGUUGAUACGAAGCUUAGCCAUUCUAAAUAUAUGAAACACAAACAUCCUCAACUACAGAAAGAUGUUAUUCCAGCUUCACAAGAGCAAGAUAUGUCAUCGCUAACCGAAGACAGGGAGGAACUAGAUGAAAACAGAUCUUAUUCGACCUUCAAGAAGGAUGCAUGCAAUAAAAUGCCAGCUGAUAAGCGAGGUGUGGCAGUCCACAUAUUAGAAAUGCAAGCACAAAUUGUUGAUACAAAAGAGCAGGAAAAAGAAAGGGAAAUUUCGCAAAGGACCAACAUAAAUUUACUUCACUCUGAAAAUAUUAUUGUUCCAGAUUCUGAAGAGAAAAAGUUGUGUGGAACAGAUCUGCCACCAAAAACAUCUGAGUCUACCAGUCUACAAGAAGAUCAAUCACCAAAAUAUAAAGAGCAAGACACCAAGAUAUCUUUACUACCCUCUCUAAAAUGUGUUGCUCCAGGUUCUCAAGAGAAAUCAGAUCCGUCACCAAAGACAACUGAGCAAAACAAAGUUGAUAGUUCAAACCCUUCUAAUAAAAAAGAUGAGAAACACAAAGAUCCCACUCAGCUUGACGAAAUAAAGACCUGCCCGACUCCUGAAAUGGAUGCAGAUAAGAAAGAGACGAUCGACAAAGGCGAACUAUCAGACGGCGUUUCAAAAAAUAAAGAAAAGAAGAAAGAUAAGAAGAAAGACAAGAAGAAAGACAAAAAGAAAGAUAAGGACAAGAAAAAAGAAAAAGAAAAAUUAGAUAAGCCCAUGAAAUUUGUGCCCAGCUCUCAAGAGGAGAAUAAAGUAGUGAUAACAGCCCUCAAAAAGGAUGCAGACGAAAAUAAGAUGAGUGUUAAACUACCUUUAUCAGAUGAUAAAUCAAAGACAGCGGAGCAAAUGAAAGAUGAUGCAAUUGAACAGAAAAGGGAGAAUUCAAAUAAUACCAAGAAGUCUGUACAAGAUUGUAAGGAUGUUAACCCCAAAUCUCUAGAGAACAUAGUCGAUGGUAAAAAUGUACAACCCGUAAAGCCUGAUAUAGAAUCAAACGUUCUUCAGCCUCAAGAAACCCAACAAACCUAUUCAUCAUCAACGAAAGUUCACAAGCAGAUCGAACAAAAACCUUCCCCGUCCAUUACAAAGAAUUCAGACAAGAAAGAGCCUAGUGUCAACGAACUUACAUCACAUAUUAGGCCAAAGACUACUGAAAAGAAUGCAGCUGUUAUCAAAGAGCAGAAAAAAGUAUGGGAAAUUUCGCAAGGCACCAAGAUUUCUUUACUACACUCAGAGAAAAUGCUCAUACAAAAUAUUCGGUAUUGUCCAUCACAGGUAAUAAAAUUUAAAUCAGAUCCGUCACCAAAGACAACUGAGCAAGACAUAGCCGAUGGUAAAAAUGCAGAACCUGAAAAACUUGAUAAAAAACAAAAAAAAGUGAAAUAUCUUUAA
Molecule: messenger RNA, 2322 nt
Organism: Drosophila novamexicana
Lineage: Eukaryota; Metazoa; Arthropoda; Insecta; Diptera; Drosophilidae
Product: myb-like protein X
Exons: 10
Coding region: 1-2322 (773 amino acids)
Source: RefSeq, a predicted model, not a curated record